Molecule: messenger RNA, 2258 nt
Organism: Lotus japonicus
Lineage: Eukaryota; Viridiplantae; Streptophyta; Magnoliopsida; Fabales; Fabaceae
Exons: 15
Coding region: 148-2121 (657 amino acids)
Biological process (GO): activation of GTPase activity
Molecular function (GO): GTPase activator activity
Source: RefSeq, a predicted model, not a curated record
GUUACAACACAUAGAAACGUCUCGCAUUUUCCUUCCUCAUUUCUCAUUUCUCUUCAUUUUCCCUCAUCACCGAUUUUCCUUCGUCUCGAAGAAACCCCUCUCUAUCUCUCUCUCACACAGUGUUCUCAGUUUCAUGCAAAAUCGCCGAUGCUAGAAUCAGAGCUUCACGACCUCUCCGACGACGCCGAUUACGCCGCUGCGUCGCAGCAACAAGGUUCUUCUAGCACGAUGCUACGGAGCGAUAGCGCCAAGCAAAGCUCAUCGUCCAGUGAGCGAGAGGGUGCUGAGAUUGUGUUUUUGAAGGAUAAUGUUGCAAUUCAUCCGACUCAGUUCGCCAUCAGUGGGAGACUCAAGUUGAUUAAGCAAGGCGCUGCUUUGUUUAUGACUUGGUUGCCUUACAAAGGCCAUGGUUCAGAUGAUGGGAUCUCUGAUAAAGACAGAAGCCUCUACACCAUUAGUGCGGUGCCCUUCACUGACAUCAGGUCCAUUCGGAGGCAUACCCCUGCUUUUGGGUGGCAAUAUAUCAUUGUUGUUCAAUCAUCAGGACUUGCUCAUCCUCCACUCUACUUUUAUAGUGGAGGAGUCAAAGAAUUCCUUGCCACAGUAAAACAACAUGUUCUUCUUGUGAGAUCUGCUGAAGAUGCAAAUGUAUUUCUUGUGAAUGACUUUCAGAAUACACUGCAGAGGACAUUGUCUUCCUUGGAGCUGCCAAGGGCUGUUUCUCUUGCAUGCGGACCUUCAAAUACACCUCUCAAUGAAUCCUCUUUGAAUGAGAACCAGGAGAACGGUGAUAGUGGUGUCUAUAAUGGAAGUGCCAGUGUUCCUCAGUUCCAUGGGAGGCCAAGACAUAAAGUUCAAGAUCCUGCUCGGGACCUCUCUAUUCAAGUUUUGGAGAAGUUCUCUCUUGUCACAAAAUUUGCCCGUGAAACAACUUCACAACUCUUUAGAGAAAACCAUAGCAAUGGGUUUAGUGUCCAUGAGAGGAGAACCCAUAUCCAGAGUAACCUUGAUCCUCCGAAGAAGUCUUCCAAUGUUGCAGAAAACAUUUCUGAUGAAAGUCCUGCUGUCUUAGAUUCUCAGGAGUUUGAUAAACUAUCACUGGUAUGGGGAAAACCACGGCAACCCCCUUUAGGUUCUGAAGAGUUGAUUACUUUCUUGGAUUCUGAAGGGCGAGUCACAGAUUCAGAAGCUUUUAGGAAGAGAAUAUUUUAUGGUGGACUUGACCACAAAUUACGAAUUGAGGUUUGGGGUUUGCUUUUGGGAUACUAUCCCUAUGAAUCAACAUAUGCUGAGAGAGAAUACCUGAAGACAGUUAAGAAGUCAGAGUAUGAAACCAUAAAGAACCAGUGGCAGAGUAUCUCCUCAGCACAGGCUAGAAGAUUCACAAAAUUUAGGGAAAGGAAAGGGCUUAUUGAGAAAGACGUGGUGAGAACUGAUAGAUCACUCAAUUUUUAUGAGGGGGAUGAUAAUCCAAAUGUGAAUGUUCUGCGAGAUAUCCUGUUGACAUACUCAUUCUACAACUUCGAUCUUGGUUAUUGUCAGGGUAUGAGUGAUCUUCUGUCUCCAAUACUGUUUGUGAUGGGUGAUGAAUCAGAGGCAUUUUGGUGUUUUGUUGCGUUAAUGGAGCGCCUUGGGCCCAAUUUUAACCGUGACCAAAAUGGAAUGCACUCUCAGCUUUUUGCAUUAUCAAAGUUGGUGGAGCUGCUGGAUAGUCCAUUGCAUAACUAUUUUAAGCAGCGUGACUGCUUAAAUUACUUCUUUUGUUUCCGCUGGGUUUUGAUUCAAUUUAAAAGGGAGUUUGAGUACGAGGACACAAUGCGCUUAUGGGAAGUAUUAUGGACGCACUAUCCGUCCGAGCAUCUACACCUCUAUGUAUGUGUGGCAGUGUUGAAACGAUACCGAAACAAAAUAAUAGGAGAGGAAAUGGACUUCGACACCCUCUUGAAGUUUAUUAAUGAGCUAAGUGGUCACAUUGACCUGGAUGCAACCCUCAGAGAUGCAGAGGCUCUAUCCAUAUGUGCUGGUGAGAACGGUGCAGCUCGUAUACCACCUGGAACCCCACCAUCCUUGCCUGUUGAUGAUGGUUCAUUUUACGUCCAACAAGAUGAUGAAGUUUUGUAAAUAAAUUCACGGUUAUCUUAAAUAUCUUUAGCGAUACAUGAAUAUAUUGAUCUCAUUGUGUAUUGCCUGAUUUGAUUACAAUAUGGUCUUAGCAUAUUAAAUGCAAUUCUUAACUAGAUUUGUACUUUUGAGUCAAA